AUGGUGACCCCGCGCCGCGCCGCCGCUGCCGCCCGAUCCGCGACAGCCAGCUCCUCCGCAAGGAGCCUGGAGGACCAUCCUUCCAGUCUUGAAUUCUACAUGACAGAGAGGCAAGCGUUCACUAAAGGCAUGGCGCAUGAUGAAGCUGUGGCUGCCCAGAAGACUGGGAAAUCAGGUUCACCCCCUAAGUGGAACAACCUGGAGUUAGAGAACUUCAAGGACAAGAUCAACGAGGUGACCGGCGUUAUGGCGACUGUGUACGGCGGCGACCACAAGUUCUUCGUUUUAGAUGUGUCUAAUGCAAACAUUACUGUCAACUGUCAAGUUGAUUCUAAAAUAUGUUGGGCUUUCAUGUUUUUUCGUGAUCAUCAGGGCAAAGAAGUUGGAGGAAGAAUAGUUCUAGCUCAUUGGAGCCUGGAACCCAUAAAUAGCACAAGCGUAUUGAUCAACACGCAGAUCCAAACAAGACAUAGAGAUAGAGAGCAGAGCAGAGCUGAGACACAGCCGGAGAGAGAGAGAGAGAGAGAGAGAGAGAGAGAGAGAGAGAGAGGGGGGGGGGGGGGGAUAGCGGAAGGCGGCGUGCGCAUGGCAGGAGAGCAUGGAGCCAAUGGCCUGCAACCGCAAGAGCAAGACCACACCGGAGCUCUGGAGGAAGGAAGAGGAGGAGCGAAUCAACCAGCAGGGUGCGAGGAUUCAGAGCAAGCUGUGAGCAGCACGGCCAAUCAGCCCAUGAUCUCCGUCCAAUUCGUGCAGAAGGUACUCGCCGAGAUCCUGGGGACCUACCUGCUCAUCUUCGCCGGCUGCGCGGCGGUGGCCGUGAACCAGAGGACGGCCGGCACGGUGACGUUCCCGGGCGUCUGCAUCACCUGGGGCCUGGCCGUCAUGGUGAUGGUCUACUCCGUCGGCCACAUCUCCGGGGCGCACCUCAACCCCGCCGUCACGCUCGCCUUCGCCACCUGCGGCCGCUUCCCGUGGAGGCAGGUCCCGGCCUACGCGGCGGCGCAGGUGACCGGGUCCACGGCGGCGAGCCUCACGCUGCGGCUGCUGUUCGGGAGCGAGCCGGAGCACUUCUUCGGGACGGUGCCGUCCGGGUCCGACGUCCAGUCGCUGGUGCUGGAGUUCAUCAUCACCUUCUACCUCAUGUUCGUCAUCUCCGGAGUCGCCACCGACAACAGAGCCAUUGGUGAGCUUGCCGGUCUGGCCGUUGGAGCUACUGUGCUACUAAACGUGCUCUUUGCCGGGCCCAUAUCAGGAGCAUCCAUGAACCCUGCAAGAACCAUCGGUCCGGCGAUGGUCGCCGGCCGCUACACCGGCAUCUGGGUGUAUAUCGUCGGCCCUAUUACUGGCGCGGUUGCCGGUGCAUGGGCUUACAACCUCAUCCGAUUUACCAACAAGCCACUACGAGAGAUCACCAGGACUGGGUCCUUCUUGCGAAGUGCAAGGAUGACAUAGUGUUGUUGCUUGUCGAUAGUGAAUGUCGAUGAUAUGUUGUAAUUCUCCAACCGCCCCGUAAAUUUAUUUGAUUUUCUCUUCAUCAUCUAAUUUCACUAGUAAAUGAUUGGGUCACCUAAUUCUAAUUGUGAUGAUUUUCUCUCUGAAGAAAGUAGGUCGUGCCCUGCAAUUGAGGGCUCUGUUCUACCACAACCUCGACUUAUGUCUCUAAUGUAUAAAACCUCGACCGAUGAGUGAAGUCUUCGGUGAAGGGCAUAGUUGGGGGCCUACGUCAAGAGGAUAUGUGUGCCUCCUAGUGACGUGAUUUGGGGCUCUAUUACAUUAUUUCACAGUUUUCUCCUCGUAAUAUAAAGUCUCUACUUUGAGUUGAAUUCAACAAAGUGUGGUUAUGCUUCUGUAGGUUUGUAGUUGCUGAGUGUGAGAGAGGGUUUGUAUCUCCCCUAGUUAUGUUAGCACCUAUGGUGUAGGCUGGUUGUAUUGUCCUGGGGUGUAUGGAAGUAGAUGCUUCUUACUAGUAGAAGACUCUAUUUUCUUAAAUGAAAAUGGGGGCCUGUAGGCUCCAUUGAUAAAUAAAAACUAACCAUGCCCCGCCUUCCUGAUAA
Messenger RNA from Triticum aestivum (bread wheat), 2054 nucleotides. RefSeq names its product aquaporin NIP1-3. NCBI's taxonomy places the organism in Eukaryota, Viridiplantae, Streptophyta, Magnoliopsida, Poales, Poaceae. Bases 1 to 1452 code for a protein of 483 amino acids. Gene Ontology annotation, cellular component: membrane. The record is from RefSeq and is a predicted model, not a curated record. Gene Ontology annotation, molecular function: channel activity. Gene Ontology annotation, biological process: transmembrane transport. The transcript has 9 exons.